GACAUGAUACGAACGCCGAAUGGUACGUGAAUCCCCGACCUGGUUUUGUCGGCGGUGCAUGUGUUAUGAAAGUAGAAUAGCGUGCAGUCCGAGUUGAAGGAUAUACAUGGUCGAAAAUAUUUUCAGGAGGACACGUGCAGUGAUCAGUUAAAGGACAAGGACUUGCACAAAAUCAAGUUUCAGACAUGUCUAAACGUUCAGUGGAUUUAAUAGAAUGUGGUAUUUGUAUGGAGCGAUUCAACCAAGAUGACUGUAAACCAAAGUUCCUGCAAUGCUACCACACAUACUGUUCUAACUGCCUCACUAAGAUCCAGAAGAAUAAUACAGUUGGUGGUGGAGUGGAAUUCUUAUGCCCAAGCUGUCAAAAAUUGACUCGAGUUGGCAAAAAGGGCGUGUCAGCUCUCCAGGACAACUUCUACGUGCUUCCUCUGAGUACUUCUGUUAAGGAUCGGAAUGAUGAUAUUUACAUGUCGGAUGACGGCGAGGAAAUCGACACAACCAAAGCAGCUGGUAGAGUAAAGAACAGGCUGGCGAAUGUGUGGUGCGACACGUGUCUUAAGGUUGCAGGCCCAGAGUGCUCUGUCCAUGUUACAUGCAACCUGGAAGAUGGUAAGAAACGUCUGAAAGAAGAUUUAGAGUCUGCACUAAAAGAGGCAAGUAUGGAAUUGGAUCGAGAAAUAAAAGUCAGAGAACGACAAUUAACUCAUCUGCAGGCAGCACAUCAGGCGUGGAAAUCUGGUCUGGUAGAGCACCUUGAGGAUCAGAUAAAUGCGCAGAGCACCGCCCUCACUGUCGCGCGCUCCGAAGUCGAAUCGCUGAAUUGCCUCAAAGCUCUCCAAAAUGAAGGUGACCCCUCUGUCAUUGUGUCUGCCAUUAAGGAUAGUAAGGCUCUGGUAACCAGCGUACAUGGUCGCUCCAAACCUACCAUCAAGCAGGCAACUCUUCUGACAGCUCUUCAGAUAUGCAACAUAAUAAUUCAGCCUACGUUGGACGGCCAUGAUGAAAAUAAAGAUAAAGUACAGAACUGGAGGAUGGAAGUUAGAACAAGUGACAGCAAUGAAGAAAUGGCAUUGGUGUAUCUCAUGUACCGCCUCUUAGAAAAGAAGGGCGAAGAAACGGGGACGGCGAAUGGAUCUUGGAAACUGGUUGACAAACCAAGGAAAAUGAUUCAUGUUUCUAAAGGACGGAGCUCUUCUGUUCACAGCGCGGACCACAGAAAUCUUGUCCGUACGGCUUCGUACUCCACCGAGUCCCUUCCUUCAGCCUUCGACACUAAAAUAAUUUUAAGUAAAAGUUCAUAUAAACUGAAAAAACAGUUGCAGUGUUUCUUUGAUAUAGCCAUCGGAGGAAAAUUGAGCGGAAGAAUUGUCAUUCAACUUCGGCCCGACGUGACGCCAAAAAUGUGUGCAAAUUUUGUUGCUUUGUGCACAGGUGAGCUGGGAUAUGGGUACAAGGGCAGUAAGAUUUUCAAAUCUAGACCUGACAAUUACAUACUAGGUGGAGAUUUUGAAAACAAUGAUGGUUCUGGAGGUCAUUCGAUUUAUAAUCAGAAAAGUUUGUUUAUAGCAGAUGACUGUGGGCUCAGGGAUGAGAAGGGGGCCGUGCGAAUGAAGGGUAUGGGUACGGACGAGAGGACGGGGGGCGGGCUGGUAGGAUCACAGUUCCAUAUCUGGGUUGGAGACAGGGAUUUCAAGCAAUUUACUCGAACCCUCGUUAUCGGAAAGGUGACCGAAGGGUUGGAACUGUGCACAUUUAUAUCCAAUUUAAAAACUUACAGGAUCGAUCGCGGCACUUUUAUUAGGAACGGCGAUGUCAUCAUCCAGGACUGCGGAAAACUGUGAAAUCGCGGCUGACUUGAGCGUGAUACUUUGAUUUUGUCGUGUCACGAAAUUCUCGGUACGAGUUCUGAUGGCAGAACAAAGUACGCGUAAGUGCUACCAAUAAAGAUGAUGACAUUUAAAAUUUUUUUUUAGCACAAUAACUACGCGUAGCAAAGGUGUACAAUAGCGGAUUAUACACAUGUGAUUUGGGUAUAUUAUUUUUAUGUUAUUGUACUAGUUAUGAUAAUGCUCAGUAUGAGUUCUGAUGACAUAAGUGAUUACAUUUAAAAAAUCGUAUGACGAUAUAUAAUUAUACACAGGAAAGAUCUAUAAGAAAUAUGAUAUUUUUCAUUCUAUCUUAAAACAAUGUUAAUACAAUCUUGAAGGAGAAUGUAGGCUAUUUUUUAUGUUAACAGAAUAUGUGAUUUAUAUUUGUUAAAAUUGUUUUUAUAUGAAUAUGUGUCCUGAAAAUAUGAAUGUAAGAAUGGAUCAAAAACAUGAAAUAUGAAAAUUGUGUUUGAAGUAAGAUUUGUUAAAACUGUGUAAGGAAUUGAAUUAAAUAGUUUUUGUAUCUAGAGAUUUUAGUAAUGGUACAGUUUGCGUAACUUUGGGAUGAAGGUGACGAAGACGUUUUCGUUGCACGAGUCGAGGCGGAAGCCGUAAAAAUUACAGACUUAAAGAAACGUCAGCCGACUUACGUGACUUAACGUAUUUUUAACAGAAUCGCAAAGGACCUCAACAUUUUCUAUUUCAGAAAGGUUUUUACUUCAAUGCUUACUUAAAUGUAGAUUUAAGAAUAAAUUGGAAGUUAAUGUUACUUAUA
Messenger RNA from Zootermopsis nevadensis, 2643 nucleotides. The record is from RefSeq and is a predicted model, not a curated record. NCBI's taxonomy places the organism in Eukaryota, Metazoa, Arthropoda, Insecta, Blattodea, Termopsidae.